CAAUUGUUGUCGUUGACAGUUAGCUAAACCGGCGCAUCUUUUCUCUUUGCUAGAAGAUGUGCCCGUUACCCGAAUGAAAGAAAUUGCAGCUGCCCCAUUGGCGAGUGAGAAAACACCUUAAAACUCGCAACCAUGUCUGCACCUGCUCUUAUUGGAAACCAGCUUAUUCUUGAAGAGGACUAUGAUGAGAAUUAUAUCCCCUCUGACCAAGAAAUCCACGAGUAUGCGAGAGAGAUUGGCAUGGAUCCUGACAGUGAGCCAGAGCUGUUGUGGCUGGCAAGGGAGGGCAUUGUUGCUCCGCUGCCUCGUGAGUGGAAACCCUGCCAGGAUGUGACAGGGGAUCUGUAUUACUUUAAUUUCUCCACUGGUCAGUCCACCUGGGAUCAUCCUUGUGAUGAGCACUACCGCAGCCUUGUGGUCCAGGAGCGUGAGCGGGUCCAGCUCACGGCCGCCGUUUCAGGAGGUCCAGGGGGGAAAAAGGACAAGGAGAAGAAGAAAAAAAAAGAGAAGAAGGAAAAGAAGGAGAAAAAAAAGGAGCCGUUAAACACUGGACCUCUGAGUUUGACCUUGGGACCACUGCCAUCCUCUUUGGGUAGCCUGGCUCCUUUGAGAGGUCUGGAUGCUCCUGGGCUCGGUCCUCUGCCUGGAUCUACCCCCGCCCUCCGGGGUUCCCUUGGCAACCCCGGGGGGCUGGAGCCCCUCAAGACAUCCCUAGGGGGUCCUCGGAGCAGUGGAGGAUCUAGCGUUUUAAGCAGUAGGCAGGAGGAGAGGGUUUCUCCCUCUCUGCCUGGCUUAGAUGACGAUGACAACAAUGAUGGCAAAAUGUCAGAGACUGAGCCCAGUACUCGCGGUUCAGCCAGACUGCUAAAGAAUCUCCACCUGGACCUGGAUGCCCUGGGAGGAGGCCUGCAGUAUGAGAACAGCGAGGCUAGUGGUGGACUUCCAGCAGAGGAGAGGACUGAGCCAGAACUCCAGGAUCUGGUCCUGUCUGGAGACCACAGCCCGGAGCCACCGUCCCGGCAGGACUCACGCCCGGGCAGACACCUGCAUCUGUCAACCCUUUUGGGCAGCAGGGACUGUGACAGCAUGGAGGGGGCAGGGCCCACCACCCUGGAAGAAGAGGAGGAGGAAGUGGAGGAGGAAAGCGGAGUGGGAGGGGAGGUUGUUCAGGGAGAUGGUGGAGUGGAGGAAAGAGAUGUGGGAGAGGUGAGUGAAGGGAAUGGAGGGAUCGAAUUGGAGGUCGAAGGAGCAGAAGGAGAGGAGUUGGUUUCGGGAGAGGAUGGAGAAGAGAAAGGAGGUGGGGAAGAGUUGGGGGCAGAACAAAGUGAAGCCAGGAAGGAGAAAGGCAAGACAGAGAACGAGGGAGGGGAGGAAGGAGAGGCAGAGGGGUGCAUACAAAGCAAGAGGGAGGCGGGAGAGAGUGUCGAGAUAGCUGAGGAACAUGUCAAAGGCAGGGAGGAAGAAGAGGGAGAUGAAGAGCAGGUGAGUGACGAAAUAGUGGAAGGGUGGGAAGAGGAAAGCAGAGAGACGAAGAACAAGGUACUUGGGGACAGUGAGGAAGUUGUUGAGAGGUCUGCAGAGGAGGAUGUCAGGGUCAAGGAAGAUUCACAGGAAAUAGAGGAAGACAUUGAGGAGCAGGUAAAGGAGGGAGAGGAGGAGGAGAGUGAGAUAGCAGUGGAGAGAGGUUUUGAUGAAAAGCAGGGUCAAAUAGAGAAACUUAUUUCCAGGGACAGGGAGGAGUCUCCCUCAGGGGAGCUGAUGGAUGAGAGCAGCAAAGCAGUAGAGAGAAGUUUUGGAAAAGAGGAAGUUGAUGAGUUGGAGCUAGGGCAGGAGGAAAGGCAAGAAGAGUACGAGACACCUGAGAGGUGUGCCGAUGGCGAGAGUGGAGGGGAGGAAAGUGAGGAAGUUGUUGAGAGGUCUGCAGAGGAGGAUGUCAGGGUCACGGAAGAUUCACAGGAAAUAGAGGAAGACAUUGAGGAGCAGGGAGAGCAGGGAGAGGAGGGAGAGGAGGAGGAGAGGGAAAUAGCGGUAGAGAGAGGUUUUGAUGAAAAGAAGGGUAAAAUGCAGAAACCUAUUUCCAGGGACAGGGAGGAGUCUCCCUCAGGGGAGCUGGUGGAUGAGAGUGGCAAAGUGGUAGAGAGAAGUUUUGGAAAAGAGGAAGUUGAUGAGUUCGAGCUGGGGCAGGAAGAAAGCCAUGAAGAGUAUGAGGCACCUGAGAGGUGUGCCGAUGGCGAGAGUGGAGGGGAGGAAAGUGAGAAGGAAGAGGUGGAAAGGUGUAUAGUUAUUGAGGAGGAAGGGCAAGAGAAAGAAAAGGUGGAGGAUGAGGAUAAUGGUGAGAGUGAUGAAGAUUUGGAGAGAUGCUCUCUGAGCCAAAAGCAAAUGACGGAAGAUGGGGAGGAGAGUGACGAGGAGGCGGUAGAGAGGUGUGUUUGGAGUGAAGGAAGGGAAUCGGGUGGAGGUACAGGAGACAAAAAAGGAAACAAUUCUGACCAGACACCCCAAAUAGCAUCUGAGAGUGAGGACAAAUUUCUGGAGAAAUGCACAGUCGACCUCACAUCUGCCAAGCUGACCCAGAGGAUGGCGAUGUUUCACAAACAUUAUACAUCUGACGAAAAAGAAAAAACACAGUUCACAGGCAGGACCAAGCCUGUGACCCAAAAAUACCCACUUCCAGCAGAGGUAGGGUUUGGUUUACUGUGGCUGUGUGACCCUAGCCUCCCUGCGUGCAGCUACUUCCCCUCCCCUCCAUCACCCAUCACCCAACUUCUGCACACAUGCAAGGGUCCACACCCCGCUUUCCCCAAAUCCAACUCCACUGCCUUAGGGGCUGUCGCAUCCAUCAUGAUUCCCACAUCUUACCUGGAUCAUCCCAUCACAUUCGAGUAUAAGGUUUCAGGCCUGAAGGACUUUUCUGCUACUGUCAGUCCACUAGAGACAGAUGAGAGAAAGGAAACAAAAGAUGAGAGGCUUGGGGAGAGGACGAAAAGAGCAGAGACUGCCAAGAGACGUAUGCAGGCUACUGGCAAGGAUAACCCAUCAUCUCCAAGGGUUGACAUGCUCCUCCUACAUCAGUCAAGUCCUGUCCCCUCCCUCUCCAGCUCCUCCCACUCUGAGCGAGCUGUGGGGUUUCGCCCAAAGGCUGAAGGCCUCAGCGCCUCUCUGGCACUCCAGAGACCUGAGACAUCUCGGGGAAGGCUGGUUCGAAGUUCCAACGCCCAACUCAGGGAAUUUGAGUCCCCCAUGCUGAAUCAAGAGAACUCCCUAGGAGAAAACCCGAGCACCGACCCCCCUAGAACAACUUGCAAGGAUAAGAGAGGUAGCGAGGAGACAGGACAGGAGCAUAAGGAAGAAGAGAGGAGAAAAAAAAUGGUAGGGGUGGAGAGGGAGGAAGAGGAUGAAAGGGAACAGGAAUGGAGACAGGAGGAGAGAGAAAGGGAGAGCAGAAAGGCUGAGAAAGAGGUGGAAGAGGAAAAGGAAUGUAUCACAAGGGACAAGGAAAAGAGGAUUCGCCUCCUCCGAGAGGAGCUGAGGCGAGAAGAAGAGGAAGAGGAGAAUAAGUUAAAGGAAGAAAGUGAGGAGAGAGUCAGGGCUCUGCGACAAUUUCUCCAGUCAAAGAGGAGAGAGGAAGAAGACCGGCUGAAUGAGGAGUCUGAUAGGAGGCUAGAGGACCUGAGGGAGACUGCUCGUAGGGAGAGAGAGAACCAGCAAUGCAUGCUUAGGGAGGAGUGUGAGGCUACACUGAAGGAGCUCCAUUUCAGUAUCGAGGCAGAACAAGCAGCUGAGCAAGAUAGGCUAGAGGCUGAGAGGAGGCGGGACUUGGCACGCCUAAAGGCGGACGCAGAGGAGAAGCUACAAGCAGAAAGGCAGAGACUUCUUGCAGAGCAGGAGGAGAAGAUGAGCACUCUCAGACAAGAGGUCAAAAGCAGUGAAAGGAGGAGGGAGCUGUUAAGUCCACGACCUGAACAGCAACUAGUAGAGUACCAGAGAGAGUUGGCUGAUGUGCUCCAGGAAGUGCGGGAGGAAGUGCAGCGGGACCACAGCAGAAAGUUGGAACAGCUGAGGGAGGAGCAUAGGAGAGAGUUGGACAACAUCAGGGAGAAGCACCUUGAUGAAGAAGCAGCUCAGAGAGAGCAUUUGCUCUGCACUCUGAAAGAGGACAAAGAACGACUCCAGGUCUCACACACACUCGCCCUGGAGAAACUACGCCUGCAGAUAGAUACGCAGAAACAAAAGGCACAACUGACACACACACGCACGGAGUCAGAGCUAAGGGAUCUAGCUGAGCAGUUGGAACUGAGAGCAAAAGAGCUGAAAAACCAGGAGGCACUGCUACAGACCAAGGCUGCAGAUCUGAAGAGAAGAAGGAGGAAGCUUGGGGAAGAGGAGGAAGAGGUGGACAGAGUGACAGAGGCCUUACCCAGGCUGAUCCAGGAGAGAGACAGGCUUAAGGAGCAGCUGGACAGGGCUAGGGAGGAGACGGACAGAGCCCGAGAACUCAUGCAAAGAGCAAGGGAGGAGAGGAGCGAGGCUAAAGAGGAGGUGGAGAGGAUAAGGAUGGAUAGAGACAAAGCCAGGGAGGAGAGCAGGAGAAUGAAAGAGGACAAGGAGCGGUUGGAGAACAAGUUAGAGCUACUGCAGGAGAGGUGUGAGCGCCUCAGCUGCAGAGUCAGUGAGCUGGAACAAGGGAAGGAAGUGAGAAUCUCCCCUAAACCACGACGUGAGCAGGAAGACAAGAAAGGGAACAAGACAGAGGUGGAGGCUCCUUCUAGUGCCAGGAGAGAUGCAUCGCUACAUGUAGAUGACCUGGAAGACCCUCCUGUCUCGCCUGUACCUGAUAGCCACAGCAGCCUAGAUGACUUGCGUCGCUACAUCUGCUCGGAGAACAUGUCCAUUCAGAAAGCCAGGCUUUUCCUGGAGAGUGAAAACAGUCAUUUGAUGGAGAGACAGGCAGCUCUGCGAGCAGCCCAGGCCAGCUCCUCUAAGGACCUCAACCAGGAAGCAGGGGUAACCCAGGAGUUGGUGAAGAACCUUCAGCAGGAGAGCAGUGAUGUGGAGGUUUUGCGGCAGGCAGUUCAGAGAGGGAGCGCUCUCCUGCGGACAAAAGAGGAGCACCUGCAGCAGCUAGAGACCUCAAUUGCAGAGGAGCCUCUGCUUGAGGAGCUAUCCCGUGUGGCAGCGGACAGAAAGGUGACCUUUGACGUGACAGAUUCAGACCUCAGCAGCACCGCGGACCCACAGGAUGGUGCAGGUGGCUAUCCUGCUGUCCCAGCUAAAGUCCAACAGUUGGCGGAGUCCCUCCAGCAGAUCUCAGGCCAGCUUAACACUGUCCUGAGUGCGCUGGGUUCGCUGGCCCAGAGACAAAGCACAAUACCCUACCCCGCCUUUUCUUUACCUCAGUCCUGGCCACACUCCACUAUGCCCCCUGCCACUGGCACCUCCGUUCCCAUGCCCCAGUCUCAGCGGUCCGGUGCCUUUGCUCCACCUCCCUCCUUAGGGCUCCCAGGGCGGUCUUGGGCCUGGGGGAGCCAAGGAGGUCACACGGCGACCCCUGUCUUCAGCACCUCCAUCGCUAAUGGACCGAGGGCUUGUGAGGAUCUCAUCAGCAGCCACUGGGCCCAGCUCUUCCCUGGGGCGGCUAUGGAUCCAGUAGCCUCCAGUACCAUCAGGACCAGUUCAACUCACUCAGCAUACACCACAUCAAGGGAGCAUGCCCGCAGCCUGCUUUCCACGCACAAGUCAGUGGAAGUUGAUGGCCAGAGGCUGCAGGGGCUGAUCGACGGCAAUAAGAGAUGGCUGGAGAUGCGCAGGAAAGACAACAGCAUACCACUAUUCACCCGCUAUCGGACCCCCUCCACCAUGAACGGACUGGUUCAGCUGGGCUUGGACGAUAACAACCAGAUCAAAGUUUAUCAUUACUGAAUACGGCACAGAUGGGUAAAGAGGAACAACUGAAGCUCCGGUUUGCUAUACUGUGAUGGUAUAAAAGGCUCUGGAACGUAAAUGAUUGUAAAGCUCAAGGGACUUGGCAGUAAGCAUAACAAGUUGAAGGGCAAUAGCUAAAUCACUGGUGAGAAAACAACUGAAACAGGGAAACAUCGAAGGGAUAUUUUUAGAGCAAUUCUUUUGCCACUACAAACGGCAGAACUAGGGUGGAAUUGGUCAUUAACAUGCUGGCAUUUCACCAGUGGGUUAGAAUGAGAGGUCAGGCAGGAGCAGCAUCCGUGGAGCAGGUCGGGAUUCAGCGUCAUUCCAAUGGAAUGGACCCAGAGCUUUGGGAUAAUCUCCUCAAUCACCAGGACAACCAAAAAGAGGCACUCAGUAUUUUUGUUCCUCUUGAAAUAUCUCAGCGUAUUUCGAAGCCAAAUGGAAGGGGCUUGCCACUCAAUGAUUGCAAGAAAGUUCUGACAGGAAGUAGUUGGAAGUCAGUUCAGUACACAUUAAAUACAGACAACCUGCCUGGGACUAUCUGAACUGCCUGUAUGUGGUUCAUCAAUCAGAUUUACAAAAAAAUAAGCAGAAGAAACAGGAGGAUGUUUGCACAGUCUGUUUCAUGACAGGACAUUUGAUCGUCAAUGAAAUGGUAAGGUAAUGGUAAGGACAGUUAUGAGCAUUAAAAACAACAAAGGCCUGUAUCAGAAUCAGAAUCAACUUUAUUGGCCAAGUGUGCUUUUGUAUACAAGAAAUUUUACCCUGGUUUACACUAGCUUCUAGUAUUUGCAUAUAUAAUGCACAAUAAAUAAACAAAUAAAUCGAUAGAUAGAUAGACAGAUAGACAAAUUAA
Messenger RNA from Lampris incognitus (smalleye Pacific opah), 6781 nucleotides. Its product is annotated as centrosomal protein of 164 kDa-like. Gene Ontology annotation, molecular function: protein binding. The transcript is spliced from 27 exons. Bases 133 to 5919 code for a protein of 1928 amino acids. Lineage: Eukaryota; Metazoa; Chordata; Actinopteri; Lampriformes; Lampridae. The record is from RefSeq and is a predicted model, not a curated record.